UUUUCAGAAUGACGGCAAUGAUACAAAGUGACAAAUCAGAAUUGUGUAUGUUCGUUAUUGAUUUUUUUUUGUUUUAGAAUACGCAAAUUGUGUUUGUGUUUUUGUAGAUAGAUGGAUCAGUACUCUUAUCGCUUAGAUUAGCACUGUUGAUACCAUAGACUUCGUGUCAUUUUAAUCCAGUUGUGCGUUCGUUCGUUUGUUUGUUGAGUGAGCUUUUAUUGAGCAGAAAUCAUGAACAAAGUAUCAAUGACAGCUUCACUUCCCAUUGUUCACAAGUUAGAACGGAAGAAACUCGACGCAAUCCAGUUUCCUCUGUUCAACGAUGUCAUCAUUCUACAAAGCCCCAUGGGCGUUCCACCCCGUCUAUUCAACUGGAGAGCUCUGAAGAGUCUCCAAUCGUCGCUCAAAUUGGGGCAAAUCCUAGCCGCCUUCCUAACCCUGCUGUUCAUACGCCCACGCCUUUCGUACCAUAAUGAUCGCUAUUUCUGGCCGGACCUUUCCUACUUCAUCUUCGCGUUCAGUGCACUGAUAGGCACGGCGAUUCUAUUGGCUGAUGCAAUCUUCACGAACCAACCCCAUGGUCGGGCUUUCUCGCCGUUGGAAUGGUUCCGGGUGAAUCUUUGGUACAACGGACUUGUGGUGGUAGGAUUUUACACGCAGGCGUUCUCCGUAUUGGUCUUGGCGCUGUGGGACAUCCGUAGUUGCAGUUUCAACAGAGUGGCAGCCGCGUUUGGAUUUGUUGCCACAGUACUGUAUGCUGUCGAUUGGUGGAUGAACUUCUGCAGAAGACGUGAGGUUCCACAGCAGUCGAACAAUGGCAGUGAGGGUAAAACAGAGCAGGUGAAUUUGUUGAAUUGAUCCAGGAGUAGGGACCAAUAGUUAGUGAGAAUUGAUGAUUUUUGUAACAGCUCUCAAUAGCUCAAAAUGCAUCAAAUAAAUCAUACCAAUUGCAAGUUCAUUUCAAUUCGACGGGAAGUUAGUUGCAAGUUAGUAAAAGAACACAAUUUUAUAAAAUCUGUCAAUUAGGAUAACACAUAAUCAGCAGAACAGGUAAUCCUCGAUUUAAGUACCCUCGAUAUAGCGAAUUCGAUAUAACGUACAACUUUGAAUAUUUUUGAUUUUUUCCAAUAAUUUCCAGAUAAACUACAAAAUCACUCAAAUCAAUGUUCUGUUGCAGCAGUAGCCUUGUUACCCAGAAUUAGCGCAAAUUGGGGAAUAAAUUAGUGCACGUUAUAUCGAAGCACUAAACACGAAAUUACUUUUUCGUGAAAAUUCA
This is a messenger RNA of Aedes albopictus (Asian tiger mosquito), 1276 nucleotides long. RefSeq lists its product as uncharacterized. Gene Ontology annotation, cellular component: membrane. The transcript has 2 exons. Bases 232 to 858 code for a protein of 208 amino acids. NCBI's taxonomy places the organism in Eukaryota, Metazoa, Arthropoda, Insecta, Diptera, Culicidae. The record is from RefSeq and is a predicted model, not a curated record.